GACGUAGGUGGUGACGCUGUUUCCGCUGCUCACAGCGACUCAAACGUCCAAAACAAUCGAUUAUUGAUUAGUAUCGAGGAGGAUCAGCUGAAUGGCGGUGACGGUUUCUGCGGGUGAGUUUGUUUGUUCACAGGGUGCAUCUGUUUUGUUCACAGGGUUGUGUCAACUCUCAUCAUGGAGAAUGGACAGAGCACCACCAGCAAGCUGGGCCUGCCACCACUCACCCCCAGCCAGCAGGAGGCGCUGCAGAAGGCGAAGAAGUAUGCCAUGGAGCAGAGCAUAAGGAGCGUCCUGGUCAAACAGACGCUGGCUCAACAGCAGCAGCUUAACAGCCUGCAGAUGGCGUCCUUGUCGAUGGGUCUUGGAGACGCUCUAUCUCCGCUGCAGUCGGUGGCAGCGCAGCGUCAGAGAGCUCUGGCCAUCAUGUGUCGAGUUUACGUCGGCUCCAUCUACUACGAGCUCGGGGAGGAAACCAUCAGACAGGCCUUCGCUCCGUUUGGACCAAUCAGAAGCAUUGACAUGUCCUUUGACUCAGUGACCAUGAAACACAAGGGUUUUGCUUUCGUGGAGUACGAGGUUCCUGAAGCUGCUCAACUCGCUCUGGAACAGAUGAACUCUGUCGUCCUCGGAGGGAGAAACAUCAAGGUUGGAAGGCCCAGUAACAUUGGACAGGCUCAGCCAAUCAUUGACCAGCUGGCAGAAGAAGCUCGCGCCUUCAACAGAAUCUAUAUUGCAUCGCUUCACUCCGACCUCUCAGACGACGACAUCAAGAGCGUUUUCGAGGCUUUUGGGAAAAUUAAGUCAUGUGUUUUGGCCCGAGAACAAAUGACAGGACGACACAAAGGCUAUGGCUUCAUUGAGUAUGAAAGGCCUCAGUCAUCUCAGGAUGCCGUUGCCUCCAUGAACUUGUUUGACCUCGGUGGUCAGUAUCUAAGGGUCGGGAAGGCUGUGACUCCACCCAUUCCUCUCUUAACACCAACGCCCCCUGCAGGACUCCCAACUGCUUUGACUAAAACCACUGCUCAGGACACUGUGGGUGCCUCGAUCCUCGGAGCUCUGGCUGGAAUCCCUCAGGCUGUCAUGGCCGCCCAGGCUCCAAGUGUCAUCACAGGCAUGACACCAACUCGACCCGGCCUGCCUCAGGUGGCUCUGGUUAACCCGGUGCUGGCCAUGCCUCCCGACCUGGCUUUUGGUUGUGAUUUGAAAAGGACGAGGGAGGAGCAUCAGCAGGAUGUGCAGCAGGAGGGCGCCAUGGACCCGCUCAGCGAGCAGGAACAUCUGAGCAUCAGUGGCAGCAGCGCCCGACACAUGGUGAUGAGGAAGCUGCUCCGCAAGCAGGAGUCUACGGUGAUGGUUCUGAGGAACAUGGUGGGACCUGAUGACAUCGAUGAUGACCUGGAGGGCGAGGUCACGGAGGAGUGUGGGAAGUUCGGUCAGGUGAAACGCGUCAUCAUCUACCAGGAGCAUCAGGGCGAGGAGGCCGCCGCCGAAGUCAUCGUUAAGAUCUUCGUAGAGUUUUCAGACACGGCUGAGAUGGACCAAGCCAUUCGGGCACUCAACCACCGCUGGUUCGCCGGACGCAAGGUAGCGGCGGAGGUUUACGAUCAGGAGCGGUUUGAGAACAGCGACCUGUCGGCUUGAAUCACACGUGGAACAUUUACGAUUUAGGUCAAACUAAAGUUCAUCCGUAUGUAGAGAGGGAGGCAGAGCCACAUCUACGUUACUGUGAUGGUGUGAUGACCUCCGACCUCAGGUGCACAGGUCAAACAGAUGGCAUCACUGUGUUUACAUGUUUGAUAUGAUUGAUGUCAUGUGACAUUUGAAUCUGUUUCAGACUAAAGGAAGGUUUUGUAAUUCCUGCUGCUGCUGCGUUCAGAGACAAACAUGAACGUGAGGUCAGAGGUCGGUGGUGUGUUCAGGUGAAUGUCAAUGACCAAAACAUGCAAAUAAAACUUUUUUCUCUCCUCUCUUUGUUUACAAAGAAAUUAAAGAGCUUUAUGUCUUCAUACUAAAAUGAA
Solea senegalensis (Senegalese sole) is the source of this 2018-nucleotide messenger RNA. It is a transcript of the gene puf60a, whose product is annotated as poly-U binding splicing factor a. Lineage: Eukaryota; Metazoa; Chordata; Actinopteri; Pleuronectiformes; Soleidae. The transcript has 12 exons. Gene Ontology annotation, biological process: mRNA splice site recognition; regulation of alternative mRNA splicing, via spliceosome; alternative mRNA splicing, via spliceosome. Bases 175 to 1641 code for a protein of 488 amino acids. The record is from RefSeq and is a predicted model, not a curated record. Gene Ontology annotation, cellular component: precatalytic spliceosome; catalytic step 2 spliceosome. Gene Ontology annotation, molecular function: RNA binding.